UGUAAUGCUGCCGCACUUUUGACAUUUUUUGCCUUCUCAUGGUGCAAACCUCUUGGCUUUCGUCUGCUUCUUCACAGUUACAGUAUCUCUAUAUCCAUGCAUGGUUGAAAUUAGGGCUGCAGCUAUCGAAUAUUUUAGUAAUCGAGUAUUUGACUAAAAACUAACAUUUAAUUGAGUAAUUGGAUUUAAAAAAAAAAAUUAGGUAAUGAGCUGUUAUAUUUAUAAUAAUGAAUGAAUUUAUUAUCAUCAUCAUCAAAAUCAUUGACAGUUUCAGAGUGUGGAAUUUUACCCGAAGGAAAGACGAAGACAGACAAGGAAAGACGGGAAAAGCAGAUGCUUAUCGAAAUGCUUAUAUAUGAGAAAACAAGACAUUUCACUUAAUAUUGAACCAUUUUCAGACAAUCAAUGUCUUUAUUUUUGAUGUACAUUGUUGAAAACGGCCUACAAUUGCAUCUCAGAUGGGACUAAAAAGAAAAACAACAAAUUCAUGGCUUUCACUCAAAAAACUUCUAGAUCUUAUUAAAAAAAAACAAAAAAACCCUCUUAUUUCUUACCUAAAGAUGUCAUUACGCUCAAAACAAAUCAUUUAAAAGUAGGGUUGGACAUCGAGCAUUGAGCAUCGAUGGGACCCGGUUCUAACAGUCUGGUUCUCCCAGAACAGUUCAAAUUUUUACAUUUCGAAAAGAUCCAGCAAUGACUACUGAGCUAAAAUUGACAGUUAGCUUUAUUCUGUUUUUAUUUUACACCCUUAUCACUCAGCACUGUUUUUACAGAUUAAAUAAAGCCUGUAUGUAAGGCACGUUAGCCACACAUCGACAGUAGUCAUAACUAAUAGAAAGCUAGCCCACCAUAGGGCUAACGUUCCCUUAGCAAGGUACGGUAAUGAUCUCAUCUUAUUUAUUAGCGCUGAGAAGUCUACUGCUUUAAGAUGGUGGCUGUUUACUAAUGGUGGUGAGUCUCAUUUCUCAUCUAGUUCUAUAUACAUGGACGAAAUUUUACAUGGCACUCCAGUACAAAACGUGUUUAAUUAAAAUAAAUAAUCUGUAAUAAAUAUCAAUUUUUAAACUCAAGUUACUCGAGCACUGGUUUCAGCUCUAAAUAACAAAUAAAUAAAAAUAAUGAAUUAUAAACUCACUACUUAUAAACUUCAUUCACUGUACUUAAACUUGGUGCCUGCCGUUGUUAUUUUGAGACAGAAGCGCUGUGUGAGCAAUAUGAGAUAUGGCCUUAUUGCUACUAUUGCUAAAUAUACUGGUGCAAUAUGGCACUUUUUCUAUAACUUCAGUUGAAUUUCUCUUAUUUUUCACAGAAUGUUUAUCGGAAUACCUUGAAGUUGUUACAUUUAUCUUUAUUAAUGUAUUCAGUGGGGCAUCACAAUACAAUUAGCCAUGAAAUGUUCAAUCCACGAGCACAUAUAUCAGUAUCGGUUUGAUAUAGGAUUUUUGGAACCGGACAAUAUCUGUUAUAAGUUAAAAAGUCAUUAUCGGACAACUCUGCUUACAAUUUGUGUGUGUGAAACUAUCUGCAGUUGGGUAUGGACAUUAAAAUUAGUUUGAAAUGGCAUCAAAUGAGAUUAGCAGAUACCUGCAGAAACCCUGAGCUUGUUUUGCUGUUAAUUACUUGCAUCGUAAAAUACCAAUGAAUGAUUUCCAGACCCAUAUAUCGGUAAUUGUUGCAUUGCCAUAUCGUGAGCAUUGUAUCGCUUAGUAUCAUGAACUACCCAGAGGUUCCCACCCCUAAUAUCUCCCUCUAAAAUUUUUUAGCCUUUUGCAACUACAACUGAAAGCCCAGUUUAUCCUACUAGCUGCUUUAUUAGCAUUCUCCUUUUCCGUCAGAUUUUUAUGUAUGGAAAAUGAAACGGUGAUGCUAAGAGCCUCAACUCGAGGAUUGGGGUCAACUGGAUAGCCACUGCUUUUAGGAUCAUCAGCAGGUUUUGUCUUAAACGGAUUUGGCUGGAGGAGCUGAAUCAACUGUGUCCCAGGAUUACAGGAAUGACAUUGGAAGAUAGUCGAGCAGAACCAGCGACACUUUCGUCGGCCAGCUCCCAUAAAUCGCACGCUAGCGUUUCACCUGUAGCACAGUCUUGUUCUAAAAGUCGGAAUUCAGGCUAAUUUUAGGAGCUCUUUAACGGAUCAGGAAGAGUCUAGGCGGCGGAGCAAAGCACACUAUUAGCAGAGGAAAAUGAGUGAACUGGAUCAGCUACGCCAAGAGGCUGAACAGCUCAAGAACCAGAUCCGAGAUGCCAGGAAAGCGUGUGCUGAUGCUACCCUGUCUCAGAUUACAGCGAACAUCGACCCCGUUGGGCGAAUUCAGAUGCGCACUCGGCGAACACUGAGGGGGCAUCUGGCUAAAAUCUAUGCCAUGCACUGGGGCACUGACUCGAGGCUUUUGGUUAGCGCCUCCCAGGAUGGAAAACUCAUUAUUUGGGACAGCUACACCACAAACAAGGUCCAUGCCAUACCGCUGCGCUCCUCUUGGGUGAUGACGUGCGCGUAUGCCCCUUCUGGUAACUAUGUCGCCUGCGGGGGAUUGGACAACAUCUGCUCUAUCUACAACCUGAAGACCCGCGAGGGAAAUGUGCGUGUUAGCCGUGAGCUGGCCGGACACACAGGCUACCUGUCCUGCUGUCGUUUCCUGGAUGACAACCAGAUUGUCACCAGCUCUGGAGACACCACCUGUGCUCUGUGGGACAUUGAGACCGGACAGCAGACAACUACAUUUGCUGGCCACACUGGGGAUGUUAUGAGUCUUUCCCUGGCACCCGACACCAGGCUGUUUGUAUCCGGGGCUUGCGAUGCCUCGGCCAAACUCUGGGACAUCAGAGAAGGAAUGUGCCGGCAGACCUUCACUGGCCACGAGUCUGACAUCAAUGCCAUUUGUUUCUUCCCCAACGGCAAUGCCUUUGCCACGGGCUCAGACGAUGCCACCUGCCGGCUGUUCGAUCUGCGCGCCGACCAGGAGCUGAUGGUGUACUCGCAUGACAAUAUCAUCUGUGGUAUCACCUCUGUGGCAUUCUCCAAGAGUGGCCGCCUGCUGCUGGCCGGCUACGAUGACUUCAAUUGCAACGUCUGGGACACUUUGAAGGCCGAUCGCGCAGGCGUCCUGGCCGGUCACGAUAACCGGGUAAGCUGCUUGGGUGUGACUGACGACGGCAUGGCGGUCGCAACAGGGUCCUGGGAUAGCUUCCUCAAGAUCUGGAACUAAAAGUCCGAAGACGGCGUCGCGCGGAAGACCAUUCCAACAUCACAACGUUCAAUUGUAUUGCAUAUCCAAUAUUUUCAAAACAUUAUACUGACUCGAAAACAUCCCCCCGAAACUAUUAUGGGCAAAAAAAAAUAUCUCUCUCUUUCUCCUCCUUCACCUCCUUCUUUAAAGAGCACAAUCAAUUGCCUGUCACUCAUUCAACUAUACAAGGAAUUUGUUGUCUCAAAAUGAACGUUUAGAUGGCCAUCUUUUUUGUUCUUUUUCCACUUUUGACCUAUUAGUCUGUUAAAAUAAGGAUCAAAUCUGUUUUCUUUGCUAAUCUUGACAUGUUUUCAUUUGAAAAUUAUCCUCGGAAAUCCAGCUUUACCUAGCGGAGAACAAAGUGAGAGAAUUUUCAAGCCCCGCUGUAUAUUUAGACCUGUAAAAUGUUUUUUUUUUUUUUUUAAACCCUCCCCCCUGUGUCAUCCACAAAUUCUCGUUUGCACAAAAUUGAAACUUUGCAUCUAUAUUGUCUCAAGAAGAAAAACGACAAACUAACCAAGCACAUGCCGUGAGGAAUGCUCGUUUUUAAGACACAAAAUAAGAAAAGGAAAAAAAAAAUACUCAUUCUCCCACCUUUUUUGUCUGGCUACACUCUAGAUCAGGGGUGUCAAACGUUGUGGCUAUUAUCAUUAUUAUUAUUAUUAUUAUUAUUAUUCAUACUGUACAUACAGAAUCGCAUGCUUUUAUUUUGACAGGGCCCUGUAAAACCGGGGAUUUCUGCACUACUGCACGUGGCUCACUUGUCCGCAGUCACAUUUGUUCAUUCGCCUCCUUAUUGUUAAAAUGACAAAGAAUUGGCCUAAUAAUGCCCCGAAAACAACAGGAAGUAAUCAAGAAAUGCCCUAAAAUCAAAUGGCAGUGACCAAUGAACAAGACGUGGCCCAGAGAUGCCCGACAACCAACAAGAAAUGAUCCAAAAUGUAUAAGAAGUGACCACAAAAUGACCUAAAAUCAAUAGGCAGUGACCAAUGAACAAGAAGCGACCCGGAAAUGUCCUAAAAUCAACAAGAAAUGAUCCAAAAUGUACAGUGAGUGAGCCCAUAAUGGCCCAAAACCAACAGACAGUGACCAAUGAACAGGAAGUGGCCCAGAAAUGGCAUGAAAUCAACAGGCAAAGACCAAUGAACAAGAAGUGACCUGAGAAUGUCCUAAAAUCAAGAGGAAAUUACCUGAAAUCUACAGGAAGUCACCUGGAAAUGCCCAAACAAAUUAACAGGCAGUUGCGAAUGAACUAGAAGUGGCCUGGAAAUGCCCUAAAAUUAACAAGAAAUGAUCCAAAAUAUACAGGGAGUGGCCCAGAGAUACCCUAAAAUCGAUAGGCAGGGAACAAUGAACAGGAAUUGGCCCAGAAAUGCCCUAAAAUCCACAAGAAGCAACCCGGGAAUGCCCAGAAAUCAACAGGAAGUCACCUGGAAAGUGACACGAAAUCCACAGGAAAUAUCCUGGCAGUGACCAAGGAAAAGGAAGUGGUUCGGGAAUGCCCUAAAAUCAACAGGAAAUGACCUGAAAUAAACUGGAAGUGAGCCAUAAGUACCCUAACAUUACAAGAAGUGACACGAAAUCAACAGGAAAUAACCUGGCAGUAACCAAGGAAAAGUGGUCCGGGAAUUCCCUAAAAUCAACAGAAAACAAUCCAAAUGUACAGUAAGUGAGCCAUAAGUACCCUAACAUUACAAGAAGUGACACGAAAUCAACAGGAAAUAACCUGGCAGUGCCCCAAAAUAAACAGGCAGCGACCCAUGAAAAGGAAGUGGUUCGGGAAUGCCCUAAAAUCAACAGGAAAUGACCCAAAAUCAACAGCACCUAACCUAGAAAUGACCCGAAAUCGACUCGCAGCGAUCAGUGAACAUGAACUGACCCGUACGUACCUUAAAUUUGCAAUGAAGUGAUGCAGAAAUACCCAGAAAUCAAAUCCAAAAAUCAACAGGAAGCAACCAAUAAACAAGAAGCAGCCUGUAAAUGCCCAAAAAAUCAAUAGAAAAUGACCCGUAAGUACCCUAAAAUGAUAAGAAUAGACUUCCAAUUCACUUAUUAUGAAAGGCCUGUCUGUGAAUGCUAAUCUUCCUAUCCCAUUGAUGUCUAUUACUGUCAUUAGUAGUUCACUUGUAGGACCAAAAAUAAACUGGUCCGGCCCACAAGAUAUCUAAAUCCCAUAAAUGUGGAAAAAGUUUGACACCCCUGGUCGAAAGCUUAUCGAAACGAAAAUUAGCCUUUUGGCUCAUAACCCACCCACCCUUUCCUUCCCUUUUCUGUUCUGUAGUUUGAGUGGCUCCAUUUUAGUCCAACUGCUUUCCAGAACCUUCUCAAACAGCGGUGCCCCAUUCCGUUCUUGGAAAUGCAGUUACUACUCUGUGAAUGAUAUUGUUGUAUAAAUCAAUGUUUGAAAAUAAUAUUGAAACUUUUUAAGUUAAAAACUAAAACAAAAAACACACAAAAAAAACACGAGAAGAUUUUAGUUGUCUGCCAUGGGUGGGUUAUCUUAGAAUCGCAUGCUGUAGAAUUGCUUAAAGGUGCAUAUGGAAAUUAAGUCCUUUGAUGUUUUCUUUAAGAAAAGAACCUGUUGAAUAUAUCGAUACAGUCGUAUUUAUUUUUUUCCCCCCUAGUUUUGACUUGGUUUUUUGCUACUGCGUGCAUACUAGGGUCAGAACUUUUUUUAAUACCAUCUUGACAAUGUAUAUCAUAUUUUGAUGAACUUUUGCUCGUAAUAUUUUGGUCAAAUUUAAAUUUUGGGCCGAACUCACCUCCUUUUCCUUAGGUGGCGCCUCACACGACAAUUAACUGUGAGGAAAAUAAGUAUUUGAACACCCUGCGAUUUUGCAAGCCUUCCCACUCAGAAAUGAUGGGCGGGUUUGAAAUUUUAAUGAUGGGUGCUUGUGCACUUUGAGAGACAAUCUAAAGAAAAAAACAUCCAGAAAUUACAGUGUAUAAUUUUUUUUACAAUUUAUUUGUAUUAUACUGCUGCAAAUACAUUGCUGGCCAAAAAUAUUGACACCCCUGCAAUUGUGUCAGAUAAUACUCCAUUUCUCCCAGAAAAUGAUUGCUAUUACAAAUCCUUUGGUAUUAAUAUCUUCAUUUAUUUUGCUUACAAUGAAAAAACACAAAAUUUAAAAAAAAAAUCAUUAUCAUUUUACACAAAACUUCAAAUAUGGGCUGGUCAAAAGUGUUGGCACCCUUUGAAAAAUCAUGUGAAGCGUCUCUUAUUUGUGUAGUUAACAGCACCUGUUACUUAUCUGUGGCACAUAACAGGUGGUGGCAAUAAGUAAAUCACACGUGCAGCAAGUUAAAAUGGAUUAAAGUUGACUCAACCUCUGUCCUGAAUCCUUGUAUGUACCACAUUGAGCAUGGAGAAAAGAAAGAAGACCAAAUAACUGUCUGAUGACUUGAAAAGCAAAAUUGUGAGAAAGCGUGGGCAAUCUCAAGACUACAAGCCCAUCUUCAAAGACCAGAAUGUUCCUGUGUCUACCGUGCGUAGUGUUAUCAAUAAGUGUCAAGCCCAGGGCACUGUCGUUAACCUCCCUUGAUGUGGACGGAAAGGAAUGAUUGACGAGAGAUUUCAACGAAAAAUCGUGCGGAUGGUGGAUAAAGAACCUCGACUAACAUCCAAACAAGUUCAAGCUGUCCUGCAGUCCGUGGGUACAACAGUGUCAACUCAUACUAUCCGUCUACGUCUGAAUGAAAAGAGACUCUAUGGUAGGAUACCCAGGAUGACCCCGCUUCUGACCCAUACACAUAAAAAAGCCAGGCUUAAGUUUUCCAUAACUUAUCUGAGAAAGCCAAAAAUGUUUUGGAAGAAUAUUCUCUGAUCAGAUGAGACAAAAGUAGAGCUUUUUGGGACAAGGCAUCAACAUAGUUUACAGGGGGGAAAAAAAGAGGCCUUCAAAGAAAAGAACAUGGUCCCCACAGUCAAACAUGGCGGAGGUUCCCUGAUGUUUUCGGGUUGCUUCGCUACCUCUGGCACUGGACUGCUUGACUGUGUGCAUGGCAUUAUGAAGUCUGAAGACUACUAACCAAUUUUGCAGCAUAAUGUAGGGCCCAGUGUGAGAAAGCUGGGUCUCCAUCAGAGGUCAUGCGUCUUCCAGUAAUGACCCAAAACACACUUCAAAAAGCACUAGAAAAUGGUUUGAGAGAAAGCACUGGAGACCUCUAAAGUGGCCAGCAAUGAGUCCAGACCUGAAUCCCACACAACACCUUUGGAGAGAUCUGAAAAGGGCAGUUUGGAGAAGGCACCCUUCAAGUCUGAGACCUGGAGCAGUUGGCCAAAGAAGAAUGGUCUGAAAUUCCAGCAGAGCAUUGUAAGAAACUCAUUGAUAGAUAUCGGAAGCUGUUGUUCGCAGUUAUUUUGUCAAAAGGUUGUGCUACCAAGUAUUAGGCUAAGGGUGCCAAUACUUAUGGCCAGCACUGUACUACCUCCAUGCUUGACAGUAGGGAUGGUAGUAAUGGGAUGGUACUCAUCAUUUUUCUUCCUCCAAACACUAUGAGUGGAAAUAAGACUAAAAUGUUCCAUUUUGAUCUCAUAUGACCACAUGGAUUUCUCCCAUGACUCAUCUGGAUUUUUCAAGUGGUCAUUGGCAAACUUAAAACGGCCUGGACAUGUGCUGGUCUAAGAAGGGGGAACUUUCUGCGUCAUGCAUGCUUUUAAACCAUAUUACCAACAGUAACCUUGGAAAUGGUGGUCCCAGCUCCUUUCAGGUCAUUGACUAGCUCCUCCUGUGUAGCUCUUUGCUGAUUCCUCACCAUUGUUAGCAUCAUUGAGACCCUACGAGGUAGAUCUUGCAUGAAGCCCCAGUCCGAGGGCGAUUGUCAGUCAUGUUUGGCAUCUUCCAUUUUCUAAUAAUUGCUCCAACGGUGGAUCUUAUAUCACCAAGCUGCUUGGCAAUUGCCGUAACCCAUUCCACCCUUGUAGAAGUCUACAAUUUUCUUCUCUGGUGUUUUUGGACAGCUCUUUGACCAUGUUAGGAAUUGGAGGAGUUCCUGAUUGUAAGGGGUGGGCAGGUGUUUAUAUGCAGCUAACCGCCUCAAACAGGUCAAAAAGUCUACCUCCUCUCCACUUAUUCGUUGGACUUUUUAAAGGCGACUAAAAGGUCUUUCAGGCUCACAAUUCUAGCGAAUAGACAGGUGUACAAAUACUAAUUUGCAGCAGUAUUAUAUGUAUAAAUUGUUUAAAAAAUCAUACACUGUGAUUUCUGGGGGUUUUUUUGUUUUAGAUCUUCUCUCACGGUGGGAAAGCACCUACCGUGAGAAUCUUAAACCCGCCUAUCAUUUUUAAAUGGGAGAACUUGCAAAAUUGCAGGGUGUUCAAAUACUUAUUUUCCUCACUGUAUUAAAAAUGGCUCCUGGGAUAUGUAGUCUUUCAUGGUGCUUUCGGUUUUGAAAAAGGACAAAUGAUGGAAAUGUGGACAUAAACACAUGGUCCAUGCAGUGUUAAUGCUUAUUAAGAGAACAAUAAAACUAUAAAACUCAAAUGUCUACAGAUUGCUCGUUGUGUUACGACGAUUGAGCAACCGCUUGAAAAAAAUGCCUCAACAGCAAAAACGCGUUCCAUCUUCAUCCACUCCAUGAUGCUCACUGGGGUUCCUAAAAAAUAAAACGCAAAUAACACAAGUUAAGAACCAAACUUUAAGCCCCACCCUCUCAAAUAAGUCCAUCCCUACCAUCGUCAGAGCAACCAUCGCUUCAGGGCGCUAAAUUUAAAAAAGCAAGUUGCUCUGUCCCACCCUGUACAAUCAUUCAAAUUUGUAAAAAGCAGCAAAUGUACAAGAGAUACGAGAGAAAGAUUAAAUAUCCAUGUUGACAUUUUUUUAUUUCCCAUGGUGACAAAGUGUGGCGUGUGGAUGUCAAUUUCUAUGUUGGCCAGUGUCCUUGCAUGUGAUUUGUUGAUCAAUAAAUCGGUCGCUGAUUGGUUGUAGUGACAGAAAUAGAACCACUUCCUAUCUUCUUGUGGUAUAUAGCGUCGCUGGUCCACGUGUGCACGUAUACGAACUUCACCGAGGUUUUGAUUUCUUCUAUUAUGGCAAAAAAAAGUUCAUCCAAUCAUGAUGCAGGACUUUUUUUUUUCCCGCCAAAAAAAAGUUCUAACCCUAGUGCAUACAUAUUAUAUGGAAAAUGUCAAAGCUAUGCACAUAAGAAGCAAACCCCGCGUUAUUAACCGUUGCUUGGGAGGGAUUCCACAAACCAUUUGGACGUCAAUGUACGCAUAAAUGUACGACUAGGACAAAUUUUCCCAUUCCUUCUGUAGCAAAACGAAAUUCCACUUCAAAAUAACAUUUUAUAACUGUUUUCCUCUCCUUUAAUAAUAAAAAUAAAUAAAUAAAAAAUCUUGCAGCAUCUGAAUGGCAGACUUUUGUUUUUGUUCCUUUCUUGUAAACGGAGAUGCUUUUCAUUUUAGCGCUAGGCUAGUGCCAUUUUUCACCCCUUUAUUGUUUUUCUCUGCAACAUUCUGUACAAAAGAUGUGCUGUAAUCGUGCGUUAGGCCUGGAGUUGGCACAAAAAAAAAAAUUAAAAAAUGAAUUUAAAAAAAUGAAUUCACUUUAUUUUUCUCUUUCUCCACCAAAUAACUGUAGAGCUCUGCACCCCUUCGAUUCCCUUUUCACCUUUUGUAUUUAAUUUUCAAGUCAGUCAGUGUACAAGCGAAAGCUGGAUGCAAGAUAGAAACUAUAUUAAAAAUGUACUGUUAUUUAAGAUGUAAUAAAAAGCAGUUUGAGAUGA
Molecule: messenger RNA, 9951 nt
Organism: Corythoichthys intestinalis (scribbled pipefish)
Lineage: Eukaryota; Metazoa; Chordata; Actinopteri; Syngnathiformes; Syngnathidae
Gene: gnb1a
Product: guanine nucleotide binding protein (G protein), beta polypeptide 1a
Exons: 11
Coding region: 2182-3204 (340 amino acids)
Biological process (GO): G protein-coupled receptor signaling pathway
Cellular component (GO): heterotrimeric G-protein complex; cytoplasm
Molecular function (GO): protein binding; signaling receptor complex adaptor activity
Source: RefSeq, a predicted model, not a curated record